CACACGGCGGCUGCCUGGCGGCGGAGAGUGCCACGCGCGGCGGAGGUGCGGUGAGAGCGCGGGAGGAUCGCGCUCCUGAGGAGGUCAGCGUUCCAAGUGACGUCACGAUGUCGACGUACCGCGGCUGCUGCCUGGUCUCGUGCUACCACGAACACGUGUCACGGCUGUCGGUCACAGUGGGCGCCGUGACGCUGGCCGUCGUCACGCUGUGCGUGGCCACAGACCGCUGGGUGACCACCACAGAACCGCUGGUGACGACUUCACUGGCUCACAGGCCGACCGACGUGGCCCGCUACAGGAUAGGGCUGCUCCGUGUCUGCCGGCUCCAGGAGCUCGGACCGCUCGAGACACGCAGGGAACAGGAGUGCAGCUGGAUCGACUAUUUAAACAUGAGGCGCCUGUCCAGCGUUCACCUCGAGUCAGGGCACCUGAUGGCCAUCUUCACCGUCGGCGUCAUCGACCGCAUCAG
Pollicipes pollicipes is the source of this 469-nucleotide messenger RNA. RefSeq lists its product as uncharacterized. NCBI's taxonomy places the organism in Eukaryota, Metazoa, Arthropoda, Thecostraca, Pollicipedomorpha, Pollicipedidae. Gene Ontology annotation, cellular component: postsynaptic density membrane; AMPA glutamate receptor complex. Gene Ontology annotation, biological process: neurotransmitter receptor transport, postsynaptic endosome to lysosome; regulation of AMPA receptor activity; positive regulation of synaptic transmission, glutamatergic. Gene Ontology annotation, molecular function: voltage-gated calcium channel activity; channel regulator activity. The record is from RefSeq and is a predicted model, not a curated record.